Messenger RNA from Dictyostelium purpureum, 1500 nucleotides. RefSeq lists its product as uncharacterized. Lineage: Eukaryota; Evosea; Eumycetozoa; Dictyosteliales; Dictyosteliaceae. The record is from RefSeq and is a predicted model, not a curated record. Bases 1 to 1500 code for a protein of 499 amino acids. The transcript has a single exon.
AUGAUACCCUCAUGGAUUAAAACUUUAGAUAUAUAUAUUAUAAACAGUGAUGAACUAUCGAUAAUUAAAAAUGCAGUAAAUAUAGAAAGACUUUAUCUCCGUAAUUUUAUAAACCAUAACAACAUUAAAAAAGAUAUGUUACCAAUGAAUUUAAAGAAGCUCUUUAUUUGUUUUAAUAAUGCAAAUAAGAAAAUAGGCAUUGAAAGUGGGGCACUACCAGAAUCCCUUACAAAUUUAAUAAUUCAAAAUAACAAUAACUCAAGUGAAAUUGACCAUGAUAUACUACCCAAAGGAUUGCUUACGUUGGAAUUAAGCUCAUCUUCAAACGAAUAUUUUAAUAUACCAAAUUAUUUUCCAUUCCCACAAAAUUUAAAAUAUCUUUUUAUAAAUUGCAAAACUUUUAAUUUUCAACUACCUAUUGGUUUAAAAGAGUUAAUAAUAUAUACACAACUAAACUAUUUAAAUGACACUUCAAACAAACCGGUACUCCCUAAAAGUUUAGAAAAGUUAACUAUAAAAAUGGGAACUGAUUGUGAAAUACCUCUUGACCAUAAAAUGGUACCAAUAAAUUUAAAAUAUUUAAAAUGGAGCACCAACUCAAUUAUAGAUUCAUUUGGUGAAGUGGUAAUUCCUCGAUCAUUAGAACAUCUUGAAUUUACACACAGCUUUUCAGUUAAUCAAAAACCCUCAUAUCCCCCUUUCAACUUAAAGCUACUACCUCAUCAACUACCUAUUACUUUAAAAUACAUUAGUUUUGAUGAUAAAAAUGACUCUUUUGAAAAUGGUGGUUAUCCAUUAAUGGGUGAAAAUAUAUUUCCACAAUCUAUUACCUAUAUUAACUUUGGUGCAUCAUUUAAUCAAAAUAUCGGUUCAAGUUUAUCAAAAUGCUUUUUUUUAAAAACAGUUAUUUUCGGUGUUAAUUUUAAUCAAAUACUUCAAUGUGAUGCUUUUCCGCCAAGUUUGCAAAUUUUAAUAUUAAAAAACCCACAAUACAAACACUUAAUACAGCUUAAAAAUAAAAAAACUUUGGUAAAAUGUUGUAAUAUAGAAAAUUAUUUAUUACAAUUUGAAAAUGAUAUUAAAUCCAAUUGCGAAUUAUAUAAUUUAUGUAUACCACUUAAUUACAAAUACCCAUUAUCUAGACUAAACUUAAAAAACAAGGUAAAUUUAGAGUAUUUAGAAUUUGAUUUGGGAUAUAAACAACCUAUUUUACCCGAAGAUUUACCAUUAGAUAAUAAUAUUAAAACAGUAUCGUUUACUUCCUCCUCUGGUCAAAUUAUAAAUUUAGAACAUUUUAAAAAACUACAAACUAUAAUAAUUAACAAUGAUUCAAAUCCAACAAUUGUCACCACCACAACAAUUAAUAAUCAACUAAAACAUUAUAAUUUCUAUAAUCUAAAAUCAAUUGAAGUUUCCAAUCCACUAAAUUCUAAAUUUUUAGAUUCCCUAGAUCCAAUAUUUUAUCAAUUUAUAAUAAAAAAUAAUAAUAACUUUAAAUAA